Molecule: messenger RNA, 803 nt
Organism: Musa acuminata subsp. malaccensis (wild Malaysian banana)
Lineage: Eukaryota; Viridiplantae; Streptophyta; Magnoliopsida; Zingiberales; Musaceae
Product: PHD finger-like domain-containing protein 5A
Biological process (GO): mRNA splicing, via spliceosome
Cellular component (GO): U2 snRNP; precatalytic spliceosome; U12-type spliceosomal complex
Source: RefSeq, a predicted model, not a curated record
GUUCUUUUUUCUUUUCUGGAGAAACCGUCUUUGAUAUGCUUCAUAUGUUCUUUUCAAAGAUUUCAUUACGGCGUCAUAACUGCCCGUUCUUGUCUGCUGCACUUGGGUUUUCCUUCGAGUCUCAUUCUCGAGUGUUUACCUAGGGCUGCAAAAUCUUUAAUUAAGAAGUGUGGUUUAUAAGGAACUUUUGGGUGAUUAAAGGAUCAUGGCCAAGCAUCAUCCUGAUCUCAUCAUGUGUCGGAAGCAGCCAGGGAUAGCCAUCGGUCGUUUGUGUGAGAAAUGUGAUGGGAAGUGUGUCAUCUGUGACUCUUAUGUUCGCCCAUGCACCCUUGUACGUGUGUGUGAUGAGUGCAACUAUGGAUCAUUCCAGGGAAGGUGUGUAAUAUGUGGUGGAGUCGGGAUAUCUGAUGCUUACUAUUGCAAAGAAUGCACUCAGCAGGAAAAAGAUCGUGAUGGGUGUCCCAAGAUUGUUAAUUUGGGAAGUGCCAAGACCGAUCUGUUCUAUGAACGUAAAAAGUAUGGAUUUAAGAAAAGAUGAUCCAUAUCCAAUUUUCAUAUGAUGAUUAGCAUUAUAAUGAGACUGCUGAAUUCAAAACCCCUGUAGUAGUUUAAAUAUAUUAGUGCUGCCAAAGUUGGUGGCAGUCCGUUUCAACAAUUUCCUAGUUCUCAUAUAAGUAGAAUGUACUGGAGAAUUAAAGAAGCAAUGCAAAAUUGUAAAGACCACACGAUCUUCUUGCCAUCACGGAGUUGUAUUGAAUAGCCUCCAUGCUUCAGAAAAGGUUCAUUCUACUUUCUGAUAUCAA